AUGCACGUCCAGGCCGAGGCGACGCAGGGCGGUCGCGCUGAAGAUGCCCGCCUGCAGGAGCAGGUAUUGGGUGUCCUGGAGGCUGGGCCAGGUCCCCGAGGUGCAGCCCCUGUGCCCCAGGAGGCGGCCCUGGUGACAAUGGGCUGCUCUGAUUCCGGGGCUGGCGCUUUGUUGGCGGGCGGGGCCUUGAGCCUUGCAGCUGUCGCCUUUUCCCACGAGCUGGGGGGGGCUGACCUCUCGUCUUGCCCCUCCCCAGGCCUGCGAUGUUCCCAGCCCAGUGAGAGCUGCUUGAAUGGCGGGAAGUGUGAAGUGUUCCCCAACGGCACUGAAGCCUGUGUCUGCAGCGGGGCCUUCGUGGGCCAGCGAUGCCAGGCACCCAGCCCCUGCCUCAGCGCCCCCUGCAAGAACGCCGGGACGUGCCACGUGGUGGACCGCGGAGGCCUGGUCGACUACAUCUGCACCUGCCGCCUGGGCUUCUCCGGGCCCCUCUGCCUGACGCCCCAAGACAACGCCUGCCUCUCCACCCCCUGUCGCAACGGGGGCACCUGUGACCUGCUCACGCUCACCGAGUACAAGUGCCGCUGCCCCCCGGGCUGGUCAGGGAAGACGUGCCAGCAGGCCGACCCGUGCGCCUCCAACCCCUGUGCCAAUGGCGGCCAGUGCCUGCCCUUCGAGGCUUCAUACAUCUGCGGCUGCCCGCACGGCUUCCACGGCCCCACCUGCAGGCAGGACGUGAAUGAGUGCAGCCAGAACCCCAGGCUCUGCCAAAACGGGGGCACCUGCCACAACGAGGUUGGCUCCUACCGCUGCACCUGCCGUACCGCCCACACCGGCCCCCACUGCGAGCUGCCCUACGUGCCCUGCAGCCCCUCCCCCUGCCAGAACGGGGGCACCUGCCGCCCCACGGGGGACACCACCCACGAGUGCGCCUGCCUGCCAGGCUUCACCGGCCAGAACUGCGAGGAGAACGUGGAUGACUGUCCCGGCAACAAUUGCAAGAACGGAGGUGCUUGCGUGGACGGCGUAAACACCUACAACUGCCGCUGUCCCCCAGAGUGGACAGGUCAGUACUGCACCGAGGACGUGGACGAGUGCCAGCUCAUGCCCAACGCCUGCCAGAACGGCGGCACCUGCCACAACAGCCACGGGGGCUAUAACUGCGUGUGCGUCAACGGCUGGACGGGCGAGGACUGCAGCGAGAACAUUGACGACUGCGCCAGCGCCGCCUGCUUCCACGGCGCCACCUGCCACGACCGCGUGGCCUCCUUCUACUGCGAGUGUCCCCACGGCCGCACGGGCCUGCUCUGCCACCUGAACGACGCCUGCAUCAGCAACCCUUGCAACGAGGGCUCCAACUGCGACACCAACCCCGUGAACGGCAAAGCCAUCUGCACCUGCCCCUCGGGGUACACGGGGCCGGCCUGCAGCCAGGACGUGGACGAGUGCUCGCUGGGUGCCAACCCCUGUGAGCACGCGGGCAAGUGCAUCAACACGCUGGGCUCCUUCGAGUGCCAGUGUCUACAAGGCUACACCGGCCCCCGCUGCGAGAUCGACGUCAAUGAGUGCAUCUCGAACCCGUGUCAGAAUGAGGCCACCUGCCUGGACCAGAUCGGGGAGUUCCAGUGCAUCUGCAUGCCCGGCUACGAGGGCGUGCACUGUGAGGUCAACACAGACGAGUGUGCCAGUAGCCCCUGUCUCCAGAACGGCCGCUGCCUGGACAAAAUCAACGAGUUUCUGUGCGAGUGCUCCACGGGCUUCACCGGACAUCUGUGUCAGUAUGACGUGGACGAGUGUGCAAGCACGCCCUGCAAGAACGGCGCCAAGUGCCUGGACGGGCCCAACACCUACACCUGCGUGUGCACAGAAGGCUACACGGGGCCGCACUGCGAGGUGGACAUCGACGAGUGUGACCCCGAUCCCUGCCACUAUGGGGUGUGCAAGGACGGGGUGGCCACCUUCACCUGCCUGUGCCGGCCGGGCUAUACGGGCCACCACUGCGAGAGCAACAUCAACGAGUGUCACAGCCAGCCCUGUCGGCACGGCGGCACCUGCCAGGACCGCGACAACGCCUAUCUCUGCUCCUGCCUCAAGGGGACCACAGGACCCAACUGUGAGACGAACCUGGACGACUGCGUCAGCAGCCCCUGCGACUCGGGCACGUGCCUGGACAAGAUCGACGGCUACGAGUGUGCGUGCGAGCCUGGCUACACGGGGAGCAUGUGCAACGUGAACAUCGACGAGUGCGCGGGCAACCCCUGCCACCACGGGGGUACCUGUGAGGACGGUGUCAACAGCUUCACGUGCCGCUGCCCCGAGGGCUACCACGGCCCCACGUGCCUGUCCGAGGUCAACGAGUGCAGCAGCGACCCCUGCAUCCACGGGGCCUGCCGGGACAGCCUCAACGGGUACAAGUGUGACUGUGACCCCGGGUGGAGCGGGGCCAACUGUGACGUGAACAACGACGAGUGUGAGUCCAACCCGUGUGCGAACGGAGGCGCCUGCCGAGACAUGACCAGCGGCUACGUGUGCACCUGCCGCGAGGGCUUCAGUGGCCCCAACUGCCAAACCAACAUCAACGAGUGUGCGUCCAACCCGUGCCUGAACCAGGGCUCGUGCAUCGAUGACGUGGCCGGGUACAAGUGCAACUGUCCGCUGCCCUACACAGGAGCCACGUGCGAGGUGGUGCUGGCCCCGUGCGCCCCCGGCCCCUGCAGAAACGGGGGUGUGUGCAAAGAGUCUGAGGACUAUGAGAGUUUCUCCUGCAUCUGCCCCACGGGCUGGCAAGGACAGACCUGUGAGGUCGACAUUAACGAGUGUGUGAAGAGCCCGUGCCGCAACGGGGCCUCGUGCCAGAACACUAACGGCGGCUAUCGUUGCCGCUGCCGCGCAGGCUACACGGGGCACAACUGCGAGACGGACGUGGACGACUGCCGGCCAAAUCCAUGCCACAACGGCGGUUCCUGCACCGACGGCGUCAACACCGCUUUCUGCGACUGCCUGCCCGGCUUCCGGGGGCCCUUCUGCGAGGAGGACAUCAACGAGUGCGCCAGCAACCCAUGCCGCCACGGGGCCAACUGCACGGACUGCGUGGACAGCUACACCUGCACCUGCCCCACGGGCUUCAGCGGGAUCCACUGUGAGAACAACACGCCCGACUGCACAGAGAGCUCUUGCUUUAAUGGCGGCACCUGUGUGGAUGGCAUCAACUCCUUCACCUGCCUGUGUCCGCCGGGCUUCACGGGCAGCUACUGUCAGCACGACGUCAACGAGUGCGACUCGCGGCCCUGCCUGCACGGCGGCACCUGCCAGGACAGCUACGGGACCUACAAGUGCACCUGCCCGCAGGGCUACACGGGCCUCAACUGCCAGGUGAGCCAGCGGGCUACAGGGGGGCCCGGCAGGAGCCCCCUGUACGACCAGUACUGCAAGGACCACUUCGGCGACGGGCACUGCGACCAGGGCUGCAACAGCGCCGAGUGCGAGUGGGACGGGCUGGACUGCGCGGAGCACGUGCCCGAGCGGCUGGCGGCCGGCGCGCUGGUGCUGGUCGUGCUGACCCCGCCCGCGCAGCUGCGCAACAACUCGCUGCACUUCCUGCGGGAGCUCAGUCGCCUGCUGCACACCAACGUGGUGUUCAAGCGCGACGCCCAUGGCCAGCCCAUGAUCUUCCCGUACUACGGCCGCGAGGAGGAGCUGCGCAAACACCCCAUCAAGCGCGCGGCGGACGCCUGGGCCGCGCCUGGGGCCCUGCUCGACCGGGUGGAGGCCGCCCUGCUCCCGCGGGGCCUGGCGGGCCGCCGGCGCAGGGAGCUGGACCCCAUGGACAUCCGCGGAUCCAUCGUCUACCUGGAGAUCGACAACCGGCAGUGUGUCCAGUCCUCCUCACAAUGCUUCCAGAGCGCCACGGACGUGGCCGCCUUCCUGGGCGCACUUGCCUCACUGGGGAGCCUCAACAUCCCUUAUAAGAUCGAGGCCGUGCAGAGUGAGACCGUGGAGCCGCCCCCGCCCCCGCAGCUGCACUUCAUGUACGUGGCUGUGGCCGCCUUCGUGCUGCUCUUCUUCGUGGGCUGUGGGGUGCUGCUGUCCCGGAAGCGCCGGCGGCAGCAUGGACAGCUCUGGUUCCCCGAAGGCUUCAAGGUCUCAGAGGCCAGCAAGAAGAAGCGGCGGGAGCCCCUCGGCGAGGACUCCGUGGGCCUCAAGCCCCUGAAGAAUGCCUCAGAUGGCGCUCUCAUGGACGACAACCAGAACGAGUGGGGGGAUGAGGACCUGGAGGCCAAAAAGUUCCGGUUCGAGGAGCCGGUGGUUCUUCCUGACCUGGAUGACCAGACAGACCACCGGCAAUGGACCCAGCAGCACCUGGACGCUGCCGACCUGCGUGUGUCGGCCAUGGCCCCCACACCACCCCAGGGCGAAGCUGACACUGACUGCAUGGACGUCAACGUCCGAGGGCCAGACGGCUUCACGCCCCUCAUGAUCGCCUCCUGCAGCGGAGGGGGCCUGGAGACGGGCAACAGCGAGGAGGAGGAGGACGCGCCGGCCGUCAUCUCUGACUUCAUCUACCAGGGUGCCAGUCUGCACAACCAGACAGACCGCACUGGCGAGACCGCCCUGCACCUGGCCGCCCGCUACUCGCGCUCCGACGCGGCCAAGCGCCUGCUGGAGGCCAGCGCAGACGCCAACAUCCAGGACAACAUGGGACGCACCCCGCUGCACGCCGCCGUGUCUGCCGACGCGCAGGGAGUCUUCCAGAUCCUCAUCCGGAACCGGGCCACGGACCUGGACGCCCGUAUGCACGAUGGCACGACACCGCUGAUCCUGGCGGCCCGCCUGGCUGUCGAGGGCAUGCUGGAGGACCUGAUCAACUCGCACGCCGACGUCAAUGCCGUGGACGACCUGGGCAAGUCUGCCCUGCACUGGGCCGCCGCCGUGAAUAACGUGGAGGCUGCCGUCGUGCUUCUGAAGAACGGGGCCAACAAAGACAUGCAGAACAACAAGGAGGAGACGCCCCUGUUCCUGGCUGCUCGGGAGGGCAGCUACGAGACCGCCAAGGUGCUGCUGGACCACUUCGCCAACCGGGACAUCACAGACCACAUGGACCGCCUGCCUCGCGACAUUGCUCAGGAGCGUAUGCACCACGACAUCGUGCGGCUGCUGGAUGAGUACAGCCUGGUGCGCAGCCCCCAGCUGCACGGCCCUGCCCUGGGCGGUGCGCCCACCCUGUCCCCGCCGCUCUGCUCUCCCAACGGCUACCUGGGCAACCUCAAGCCGGCCGUGCCGGGCAAGAAGGCCCGCAAGCCCAGCACCAAGGGCCUGGCCUGUGGCGGCAAGGAGGCCAAGGACCUCAAGGCGCGCAGGAAGAAAUCCCAGGACGGCAAGGGCUGCCUGCUGGACAGCUCGAGCGUGCUGUCGCCCGUGGACUCCCUUGAGUCGCCCCACGGCUACCUGUCGGACGUGGCCUCGCCGCCCCUCCUGUCCUCUCCGUUCCAGCAGUCCCCGUCCGUGCCCCUGAGCCACUUGCCCGGCAUGCCUGACGCCCACCUGGGUGCUGGCCACCUGAGCGUGGCUGCCAAGCCCGAGAUGGCAGCGCUGGGUGCGGGUGGCCGGCUGGCCUUUGAGGCGGGACCGCCGCGGCUCUCCCACCUGCCCGUGGCCUCCAGCACCGGCGCCGUCCUGGGCACCGCAGGUGCUGGCGGCGGAGGCGGGGCCGUGAAUUUCACCGUGGGCGGGACCGUGGGCGGGGCCGCGGGCUUGAACGGCCAGUGCGAGUGGCUGUCCCGGCUGCAGAACGGCCUGAUGCCAAACCAGUACAACCCGCUGCGAGGGAACGUGGCGUCGGGCCCCCUGAGCACGCAGGCCCCUGCCCUGCAGCACGGAAUGAUGGGCCCGCUGCAUGCCGGCCUCUCCACCACGGCCGCCCUGUCGCAGAUGAUGAGCUACCAGGCCCUGCCCAACACGCGCCUGGCCGGCCAGCCGCACCUGGUGCAGACCCAGCCGCUGCAGCAGGUGCAGCAACAGCAACAGAACUUGCAGCUGCAGCAGCCCGGCCUGCAGCCGCCCAACGUCCAGCAGCCGCAGGGCCUGCCGCCCCAGCCGCACCUCAGCGUGAGCUCGGCCGCCGGCGGCCACCUGGGCCGGAGCUUCCUGGGCGGGGAGCCGAGCCAGGCGGACGUGCAGCCGCUGGGCCCCAGCAGCCUGGCGGUGCACACCAUCCUGCCGCAGGACAGCCAGGCCCUGCCCACCGCCCUGCCCGCCACGCUGGCCCCGCCCAUGACCACGGCUCAGUUCCUGACCCCGCCCUCGCAGCACAGCUACUCUUCCUCGCCGGCGGACAACACCCCCAGCCACCAGCUGCAGGUGCCUGAGCACCCCUUCCUCACCCCGUCCCCCGAGUCCCCGGACCAGUGGUCCAGCUCGUCACCACAUUCCCACGUCUCUGACUGGUCUGAGGGCAUCUCCAGCCCGCCCACCAGCACGCAGUCCCACAUCGCGCACAUUCCGGAGGCGCUCAAGUAAACAGCCGGCGCCCCGGCGGGACCCUGUGCUUCCUUUCCCAAGCCCUGCUGGGGCCGCCUGCAUGCUCCGCAUGGACACCGGGACGGACCGAGGGGGCUUUUUCUUAAGAAACAUGUUUUUGUACAAAAUAAAAGGACAAGGAUUUUAAUUUUUUUUUUUAGUAUUUAUUUAUGUACUUUUAUUUUACAAGGAAACACUGCCUUUUUAUUUAUACGUAAUGUUUUCUAUGGCUUCAGGUAACAGCUUUUAUCUGUUCCAAGAAAAUAAAGUAGUUCUCAGCCAGGAUUUUCGUACUUAAGAUAACUCUUGUUACGUAUUUGUAAAAUAUAAACAAAGAUUCAUGAUUAAUAAAUGCCAUUUAUUUAUUGAUUUUUUUUUUUUUUCCCUUCAAAAUCCAAAAAGAAACGAUGUUGGAGAAGGGAGGCUUGAACCAGCAUCGUCCAGAAAGCUGCCAGGGUGCCUGGGCCUGCUGCCAGGUCCCCAGACGCCCCCCACCCCGCACCCGGCCCCGAGCCUCCUGCACGCAUCACCUGUCUUGUGCGAGGAGAUGCAUCUAGACGCAAACAAUAAGACAGAACUUUUGUCAACACCUUUGGCAUGUGGAUUAAUUUGCAUCUAAAAUAGGAACGUAAAAUGUAAAAUGAUGUGGUUUAUACAUUUUGGUGGCUUUUUUUAAAAUGAUUUUUUUGAAAACAUGCUUUUAAAGAUGUGUUCUUGGGGUGUCCCAAGAACACAUUUCAUGGUACCGAUCAUGAAUCUUUGUUUUGGGUUCAGUAUUACCCAGUUGUUGAUUGGUCUUGUGAGUUCCUGUUCCUUCUAGAAGCUCCUCUGCCCCCACCCUGGCCUGGAUGUUUAAGCAUUGUGUAAGAGUGAGGAGUCAGGUGGCUGUGGGGCACCCACCUGGGACGCCACGUGGAGGAAUCCUACCCUUUUCUGCAGAGAGACACUGCCUGGGCCACCCCGAUGGACCGGCAGCACUGGGCCUAGGCUCAGCUCGAGGCCCCGUUUUCACGAGAGACUUCCCGGAGCAACCUCUGUCCAGGCUUUGGAGAAACGUGGCUGUGUCCGGCCUCGGUUUGCAGAGACGGCUCAUCCCAAGGCCUGGCGCAGCUCAAGGGUGCAAGCAGCUGAGGUGGUGCCCCCAGGGCCACAGAAGCCAGCUCGAGGGCCACCCCUCCCAGUCUGGGGGUGGGGGGCGUGUACCCGGGGAGGGAGCAGAUUCUUGCAAUAUCAAGUAUAAGCCUGUGGCAAAGUAAAUAUCUGUAAAUACAUUUUUAAAGGUGGAUUUUGUUUAAAAAAUCUGAAUGAACAAGUCUGUCGGGGGUCAUGCUGACGAGGGAUGUCAGAACAUGGCUCUGCUCACGACCCAGGCCUGGCAACCUGACCUGCCGCCGCCUGGACCGUAGCUCCGAAGAGCAAACCCAGGGAAGGCUUCCCGCUGCCUCCUCCAGGCAGCCUCCCCGGCCUUGCGGGGGGCAGUGUUGUGCCAUCCCUAGUGGGCAUGACCAGACAUGCCCUAAGAUAUUGACUCUUACUGUGUUUUGUAAAAAUAGAGUGUAGUUUACAGAAAAAGGAAACUUUUUAAAAAAGUUACCUGCGUGCAAAACUGUAGGCGAUGAAAAUGCUGUUAUUUUUUUUUCAUCUUUUUUUGUUAACUGAUUUGCAAUAAAAGUAAUGCUGAUGGUCAUCCCGAUUUUGCUAAA
Molecule: messenger RNA, 8216 nt
Organism: Leptonychotes weddellii (Weddell seal)
Lineage: Eukaryota; Metazoa; Chordata; Mammalia; Carnivora; Phocidae
Source: RefSeq, a predicted model, not a curated record